Aplosporella prunicola CBS 121167 is the source of this 2132-nucleotide messenger RNA. RefSeq lists its product as uncharacterized. Bases 226 to 1755 code for a protein of 509 amino acids. The record is from RefSeq and is a predicted model, not a curated record. Lineage: Eukaryota; Fungi; Ascomycota; Dothideomycetes; Botryosphaeriales; Aplosporellaceae. The transcript is spliced from 2 exons.
GUUAUGGUCGCGAUCCCCCGUUUUUGCCAUGGUAACUCACUCUUGAGUCAUUUCCCCUCCCCGCCCUCUUCGGUGCCAGGUUGGUAAAAACGCAGUGGCGGCGCAGUGGUGCCUGAUGUACCCUAAGGUUUCCUUCCCCUCCGCCCGAUUGAAUCCACCACUCCUCCGCCCAUUGCGCCCGCCCUUGCCGCUUCCCCACGACGUAACUGAUGAAAGGCCCCACGGAUGGUUUGCGCGUCUCCCCCGUCGCUGAAACGUCAGGUUUCUAGCGACUCGCACGGGAGUUAUGCCAGUCAAUCGUCCCGCAAGCUGCUGUUUGGCGAGAUCCCAAGCCCCAUCGAGACGCCCAACACAUCCUUGCGUUCCAACAACUCGCUAUGCAAUCUUGUCAUGUCGACAAGCUCAGCCUUUCUACGCUUCUGGCUGUCCGACAGCUGUCGAGAUGCUUUCCUGGCCCAAGUGGAUAAGGCCGACCUCCCGGCCGUCCGUUUGGUCUGCCACGACCUGAGCACUCGUGCCGAGCCCUUCCUCUUCGAAGACAUGACCAUUACCUUCCGGCCUAGCACUUUCACUCGCCCUGCCCGGAUGGAGGCUCUAGAGCGGAUCGGCCAUCAUGUCCACACCCUGACGUUCAAUUUGCCGCAUACUUCGGAGACCUUCCUGCCACCGCUUGUGGACCACACCACUGGAGAGGAAAGGAGCUUUGUCUACGAGCCUCAAAUUCACAAACCAUCGACCCUUAUCGGACGUGUCAAGCAGCCCAAGUACGGUUCCUGGGAAAUGACGGAUUUGCUGAUUCAACAGUACCCUCCCUUGUUCCAUGCUGCAACCAACAUUCCCGCCUUUAUCCGGGCUUUAACGGCACUCUCCUCCAUAUCCCAUCUCAGGCUUGAUUGCUCUGGUCAAGAUCCCACCCAGCGCCAUCGGCGCAGCACUGUCGACUAUGCCCUCAUUUCCCUGCGGAUUGCCGUUGAGCGGUCGCCGCUAUACGAUCUUGAUACUUUGACCUUUUCCUCGAUGCAUCCGGCUGGAUUACUCCACCUCCAACCAAUCAUGGGCCUUGGGGGAACGCCCGCAUCCUUGAAACGAUGGGCCCAAAUUCGGACUCUAGCCAUCCACAUGGAUAGUUUUUCCUUUUCGGAUUCAUCUUACAAUGAGCAUUUGCGAAUGCUCCAUUCUUACCUUCGCACCUUUACACCUUUUCUCAGGAGCUUGUUUUUCCGCUGGAGAGAUGAAAAAGGACCUUCGCCACUCACGCUGGACCUUGAACCUUGUCUUCAACCGGACACGACUGAUGAUUCCGAUAUACGUAAGACGAUUGGCCUUCACGGGCUUCGGUUCCUAAAGCUGCGUUAUAUGGAGAUUGAGAAUUCAAUCACGGAUUCUUCACAGAUUAGCGCGUUUGUAAGCAAACAUCGGCAUAAACUCCGCGAAUUCAACUUCGAGGAUAUUACCUUGCGCAGUGGAGACUGGGACGAUGCGCUUGCGCCCCUCACCCGUAUGGCCGAGGAAUGGAAGAAUCGUACCGAGGAAGUCAUGGACGUACCGCUCAUACUCAGCCCUGUCGGCCUUGACCAUGAAUCCAUAUCGGACUCCGUCGAAGAUCAGUCGAUCACUCUUGGUCAAAUGUCGCUCAGCAAAUGGCUUGCCAAGAAAAAAACGAGUAAGGCUGCUAGCAAAGCCAAGGAGCAGCUGUGGGGAUACGAAGAGCACAUGCGAAAAUUCCUACGAACGUCAGUCUUCCCAUGGCGCUGAUUGUGAAUAUGCAUGCUCGAGGAGCAACGGCGUCUUGGAGUUAAGAUGGCGGUCUAGCAUACACCGGAUGUAUCAUGUGACAAACGGUUAGGGCGGUAUUGUCGAUUGAUUUUUGGAGGUACGACGGUACAGCGCGGGAAAAACCCUCUCGCUGAUGAGAGAUGAGGUACGACUUUUUUGCAUGAUGAAGGCAUGGUUACGACGGAUGCCAGCUACGGUCUUUACACUCCAUUUCCUUCACAUUUAGGCACAUUCUUUGGGAAUUUCCUUUUCGUACUUAUACCCCCUCUGAUUUUGAAUAGUUAGUAGUCAGGCCCGAGCAUGGGCGCGCAAUGCAUUUCAUAUGUUGAAGUACAAAUAUACAUUAUUUUAAGGCG